This is a messenger RNA of Cylicostephanus goldi, 1137 nucleotides long. The record is from the annotation of a GenBank genome assembly. NCBI's taxonomy places the organism in Eukaryota, Metazoa, Nematoda, Chromadorea, Rhabditida, Strongylidae.
ACGAAAGAGUUCUGGAAUAUGCUUUGUCAAGAAGCCAAGAACUACUACGCAUUUGAUCUCAAGGUACAUAAUCAUGAAACUUAUGGCAUACAGAAAGUAUCUUUGCUACGUCGUUUGUGUAACACACUGGGAAUUCAGCUGCUCAGCAGGGAUUACCAGCUGGAAGCAAAUUCGACAAGAACGCGACAACCGUUCACAGAGGAGGAUAUUCUGAACUUAAUACCAGUUACGAAACAUAGACAGCCUUGUGCCAGUGACGCCAAGAAAUUGUUUGCUCGCGGCCAGCAAGCUAUGCAAGUCGGACAUCUGCGCGAAGCGUAUGAGUGUAUCGCCGAAUCGGUUAAUUUGAUGACGUCUGUUUAUGGCGCCAUGCACAGUGAGCUUGCUCAAGCUCUUCGACUUCUUGCUCGCCUUUCCUACAUACUUGGCGAUCCAGCUGAAGCUGUCGCUCAGCAGCAUCGCGCAGCGCUUAUGAGUGAGCGCUGCAACGGUAUAGAUCAUGCAUACACUAUUAUUGAAUAUAUAAACCUUGCCCACUUUGCUUUCUCAAACCUCUAUAUUCCUGCAGCACUUAGACUUUUGUAUCGUGCUAGAUAUUUGUUGCUAAUCGCACAUGGAGAAAAUCAUCCUCUGAUGGCCCAAAUUGAUGGAAAUAUUGGAGUCAUUCUGUUUGCCGUUCAUGAAUUUGAUGCAGCCCUACGCUUCUUGCAGUCGGCAGAAGCCGCCAUGGCAGCAAACGGAGAACCCAAGCGUCUCAAAUCCGCACUAGUACAACAUAUCACCGCCCGCGCACAUGCAUCUCGUGGAGAUUUUCGAGCAGCUUUAGCAGCUGAAAAGGAAACUUACUCGAUUUAUAAUGGAUUGUUUGGACCAGAACACGAAAAGACCAAGGAAUCAAGUGAAUACCUAAGUCAGCUGACCAUGCAGGCCGUUGCUUUCCAAAGGAAAGUUAUGGAUGCAACUAAAGGGAACACCUUCAACAUUAGAAAAACAGUUUUUCCAAGAAUGCAAAGAAAAUUUUAUUUUAUUUUUCAGAUACGUUCUUUUUCCAAUCUCUUAAACAUAAAACCUCUAAUAUCCAUUGUUUUUGAAUUCGAAGCACCUGUCUAUUCUUAUCUCUUUCGAGUGUCCUUUUGA